Molecule: messenger RNA, 2910 nt
Organism: Triticum dicoccoides
Lineage: Eukaryota; Viridiplantae; Streptophyta; Magnoliopsida; Poales; Poaceae
Exons: 2
Coding region: 168-2792 (874 amino acids)
Molecular function (GO): protein binding
Source: RefSeq, a predicted model, not a curated record
AACGAGUCUUUUCCUGCGACUCGCCGCCCUGCGCCGCGCCGCCGCCGAGGGGACGCCAAGCCUCCGGCUGAAGGAACUCUGAGCUCGCAGGACGCGAUUCGACCCCGCCUUCCCAUCGACCUCGAUUUUUUUUCUAGGGUAUCUCAGACCUCGAUUGGGCGCUGAAGAUGCGUAGAAGCAGGGAGGAGGAUAUCAUGCCGAGGGAGGCCAGUGAGAGGAGGAGGAGGAGGAGGAGGGCACACAUGGCCACCGCAAGACAUGAUUGCGGGGCAUCGCUUCCAUACGAGAUGAUCAUAGAGAUUCUGCAGUGGCUUCCUGUCAAAUCCGUCUUCCGCUUCAGAGCAGUUUGCCGCUCCUGGGCUGCGCUGCUCUCCUCCGAUGAAUUCCGCCGCCUCCACAUGUCAGUAGCCAAGGACGCAAGGCGGCCUGCACCACCAGCCAAGCUGCUAUACAUCUCACCGACCGCCACAUUCGACUCCACGGCGGUCUACUCGUGCCCCUUCUCGCCAUCAUCAUCAUCGGGGCGCCCAAGAGAUCGUGGGGACCUACUGUUCACCAUCGACGGUGCCCGUGGCAACUGUGUGGAAGUAGCGACGCCGGCACCAUGCCGUGGCCUCACCCUCCUCUAUGACGCUCUCGGUGGAGCUUUCUACAUCUGCAACGCGGCAACACGAGCUGCUACGCGUCUGCCAGCUUCCACUGAGGAACGAGCAGCCAGGUCCACUGCUGGGCUGGGGUUUGAUGCCCACACAGAUGAGUACAAAGUGGUGAGGUUGAUCAAUAGGUUGUGUCAUCAGAAGGACAUGGUGAGGUGUGAGAUUUACACACCUGGAGGCCGCUUUGGGGAUCGCUGGAGGCCGCCUGCGGGAGGAGUACCCUUGAGCUUGCAUCAGUUUGUAUAUGCCGCUGUUACAAAUGCGGAAUUGAACAAAUUACCUCCUGUGUUUGCCAAGGGUUGCCUGCACUGGUUGAUGAGACCUGCCUCUUUCACCACGACUCCAAGUGUUGCUGUCGUGUCCUUCUCGGUCACAGAGGAGACCUUCACAUGUCUCCGGUCACCGCCCUUCUCGGUACCAGGAGCGCCGCCGAUCAGGUAUGGGUUGUCAGAAGAGCAACUAGUGGAGAUGGAUGACCAACUAUGUUUGGUCCGAGAUACUCGCAACACAAUGCUUUAUGCUAAUGUUUUGGAGAUCUGGAAACUGCCGGACUAUAGCUCUGGUGACUGGUUACUGAGUCACCGGAUCAAUUUGUCGAGCCACCUGGCAAGAGAUUUACGCGAAUCACAAAUUCUGAGAGUUAUUGGAUGUUUUGGCAUCAAUUCCAGCUCGCCAAGGAAGAAGAUAGUCAUCACUACUAGCAAGCACAAGAUUUUCGACAAGUAUCAGAAAAUGGUUCACACGUAUGACCCUAGGUCUGAAGCUCUAGAAACCAUUCUUUCAAUCACGGAGACACACUCAACUCCAUAUUAUGGGCCCCCUAGUUCAAGGUUUAGUUUCAUUCAAGAGACCCUUGCUCCUGUGCAUAAAACAGAUGAAGAGAUAGCCUUAUCAUCUGACCUGGCUAAGGUGAUUAGAGAGAUCCUACUCCGCCUCCCAGCUAAAGCAGUGGUACACUCCAAAUUUGUCUGCAAGCAGUGGUUCAGAUUGAUUGAGAGUGAAAACUUCAUUCAGUCAUACUUUCAGCAUAAGAACAUGGACAAAAGACCUAAGGUCAUGCUUCUGGUCAAGGGCACUGGACAGUUGGUCUUCAGUUUUUCUCCCUUGAAUAAAUGCAUCCAAGAAGCUCCUAGUAACAGUACACUACUUGACACAAAGGUGGUUUGCUCCAAGCCUUGCCAUGGGCUGAACUUGGUAAGUACCGAGACGAGGGACUAUCUCUGCAACCCAUGUACAGGUUUCCACAGGGGCUACUCACUGGGGCCAAGUUUGCUGCAGAGUAAAGCAGAAGAACAUGCUUUCACAGUCGGCAAUAAGAAUGUUGGCUUGACUUUCGACCCUUUGACUCAUCAACAUGUUAUGGUGGCAAUCUUCUAUCGCCAGAAGGACUUCAAAUCUCGUCAAUAUGACCUGACAUGCACGUUACGCUGGUGUAACUCUCGGGAUCGUCCCCAACGGAGCUCGGUACCACCUCUGCCUGUGAAUGACAUGCCACCAGCAUAUGUUGAAGGAAUGCUGUACUGGAUGAGUGAACCAAGGUUGGGACGGAGCUGUGAAUGGACCAUUGUCUCUUUCAACCUUGCUACAAGAAUUUUUGAUGUUGUCCCUUGCCCUUCAUGGUUUGCAAGAUGGAAUAGCAGAAACCGUUGCCGUGCAUUUGUUGUUGAGCUUGAGGGAGUAUUAUGUGCUGUUCUAGCAGAUCCAGUGGCAGAAAAAUUAGAUGUAUGGAAGCUAGAGCGUGGCCAAUGGGGUAGAGCAUUCACAAUUCACCUGGAAGCGUAUCCUGACUAUUCCCUUAAGACAAGUGUUGUGGUGCCAUUAGCUGUUGAUCGCGAUUAUGGGAGGAUCCUGCUCAACACUGGAAGGAAAAUAGGACUGUACGAUCCAGUAGAGCAAGCAAUUCAAAAUUUGUAUUCACUUGAUCAGGUGCCGGUUGUCAGAAGUUGUAGUAGUCCACACCAUAAGUUUCUUGAUAUGCCUUCAACUUCAGCAGCGAAUAGUUUGACAUGCUCCAAAGAAGACUCAGCGGCGGAGAUGAAUAGAAUGGACUCUAAGAUGAUUCCUUGUGUUCCAAUGUUAUAUGAGGAGAGCUUGGCAUGUUACACCCGUGUGGCCAAGAAACAAUUGUUGUGGUGAUGCAUUUUAAAGGCACCGACCUUCUUUAUAUGAAAUGUCUAUUUGUGAUAUCUUGCCUGCAUGUUUGCGAACUGAAACACCAAGCUUUGAUAAUGUAAUAGUAUUAACCAUUUUUUUA